UGAAUUCAGAGCAAUGACUUUUUUUUGCCACACAGCGUCACAGGUUUUAUUGUCCAACAGAAAGUUCAUUUCAAAUAUUCCUAGCCACCGAGUGGUUAAUCCCAAUGUAGCUUCGUGAGAUUAAAAGACUUGAAAGUCAAAGGAGGAGGUCAGAGCUCUUAACACUGUUGCUUUUAACAAAAUGAAUGAAGGAGCCCACAUAAACAGUGUUACUUUCUGAGGUGAGUGAUGCAAUUAAAUGGAGAUGAGGGAUUAAAUGAUAAAACCCAGCUCAUGAAGAUACAUAUGAUUGACCUAGAACAAGAAAAAGGGGAAAGGAAAAUAUAAAAGGCGAUCAGACUUCCUUAUCACGUCUGCGCAGUUCAAUCGGCGCCUCGUCGUUGCAGUGAAUAUUUGUAGGAAGAGGUCCAGGGGUUAUGGCUAAACAUCAUCCUGAUUUAAUCAUGUGCCGCAAGCAGCCAGGAAUAGCGAUAGGCAGGCUAUGUGAAAAAGAUGAUGGUAAAUGCGUGAUAUGCGAUUCAUAUGUGCGUCCUUGCACUCUUGUACGGAUAUGUGAUGAGUGCAACUAUGGAUCUUUUCAAGGGCGGUGUGUAAUCUGUGGAGGGGUGGGGAUCUCAGAUGCCUACUAUUGCAAAGAGUGCACUCAGCUGGAAAAAGACAGGGAUGGGUGUCCGAAGAUAGUAAAUUUGGGUAGCGCCAAGACUGAUUUGUUCUAUGAGAGGAAGAAAUAUGGCUUCAAGAAGAGAUGAUGCUUGCUGAUUGUGGCUUUCCCCAUUUUCAUAGUCAUAUUGCUGCAUUCUUGUGAUGGGGAAAUUGUUUGACAUUGAAGUCACAUAAUUUUUUAGUUGAUAACAAAACAACGGGGUCCCUUCUUCUGAAUGCUGAUAUUCUGUAGUGUUCCUGGAAGAUUGUGGCUGUAUUUAGUUCAUGUAUAUUCAUCUUCUUGCAUUUCUUUUGUGUUGAUUGGUAAAAGAGCUGAGCUUCGUCUCGUUUUAUUACAGAAAAGUUACUAUUGAUUGAA
Molecule: messenger RNA, 1021 nt
Organism: Sesamum indicum (sesame)
Lineage: Eukaryota; Viridiplantae; Streptophyta; Magnoliopsida; Lamiales; Pedaliaceae
Product: PHD finger-like domain-containing protein 5A
Biological process (GO): mRNA splicing, via spliceosome
Source: RefSeq, a predicted model, not a curated record